AUGGCAUUUGGUGCCUCGGCCACCGCAGUGCGGCAGGACACGGGCGCUCGGUUCCCCUCGGGCAGGGCAGACUGGUUCCUUCUGGACAGCCGGACGGUUCGCCAUGCUGCCAUCGGCUUGUUCUGCUGCGGGGUCUCAGUCUACCUAACAGCUCUCGCCAUCUACAUGCUCCUGCUGUUCGAACUGGAGGCCGGCAUUGCCAGCGCCUGUAUCCUCUCCUCCGGCAUCAUUGUCCUGCUGAUCACGGUGACGCACGCCCUGGUACGGGCUAACCAGGUUUCGCGCCGCAGCCGCUCCGAGGUCUCUCACACCCUGUACGAGAACGACUCUGCCCAGCACGGCGAAUCCUCCGCCAGCGAUCUGAACAACAAGAACGCGGCUGCGCCCCGGCCCCGGCCCGAGAUCCACCGGGAGUUUUCCUUCCCUCCUUUCCUGGAGCGCAAAUCCCAGCUGGGCUCUCCGGCCAGCAGCAACCUCACCUCCUCGGGCAGCCCCGGGCUUCGCUCCGAGAAGGAGAGCUACAACCUGCCCCGAACGCACCGGACGCUGUCGGCAGAGCCAGGCCUGCUGCAGGCGCAGGGCAAGCCCUGGAACGGCGUCACCCAGGAGAUGAGGAACGUCCUGUCACGCAAACCUGGAGCCUCGGGCAAGGACUCGACUCUGGUGUGA
This is a messenger RNA of Nipponia nippon (crested ibis), 669 nucleotides long. NCBI's taxonomy places the organism in Eukaryota, Metazoa, Chordata, Aves, Pelecaniformes, Threskiornithidae. The record is from RefSeq and is a predicted model, not a curated record.